This is a messenger RNA of Anopheles coluzzii, 7430 nucleotides long. It is a transcript of the gene Fbl6, whose product is annotated as F-box/LRR-repeat protein 6. Gene Ontology annotation, biological process: SCF-dependent proteasomal ubiquitin-dependent protein catabolic process. The record is from RefSeq and is a predicted model, not a curated record. The transcript has 10 exons. Gene Ontology annotation, molecular function: protein binding. NCBI's taxonomy places the organism in Eukaryota, Metazoa, Arthropoda, Insecta, Diptera, Culicidae. Gene Ontology annotation, cellular component: SCF ubiquitin ligase complex. Bases 1555 to 3708 code for a protein of 717 amino acids.
AAUGUCAACAGUGCAAGAGGAGAAAAAUAGUUUGGAAAAUCGCAUCGCAUCGGGCAGAGAGUAAUUAGAAACUGAAUAGAGUUUUAGUUGCAAUUUUCGUUACCACUCUUAUCGAGCGUGUGUGUGUGUGAGCGUGUGCUGCAUCGUAUCAGCGUGCUGCGUGCAUCUCGAAUGUGCAACAAAAGAAGGAACAAAACUGAAGCGCGCCCAUCACCAGGACACCACUUUCGUGUGCAAAGUUGUGAUGUUCCCGUUUUUUUUUUUGCUUGUUGUGUUGACCCUUUCGCGCUGAAGUAAAGCGCAACAUCGAAGCGUGCAAAGCAGGGGUGGCGGGGGUGGUGAUUGUGUUUAUCACAUCGGAGUGGCAACAGGUGCAAGUUUUCCCCGCACGAAGGAGUGUGUGUGUUGAUUGGGGGAAGAAGAAUUUUCUGCAAACAAGUGAAAGUUCCCGUUUCCAUCUCGCUUUCUCGCAGCCCGGAAGCUGUUGAUUCUGGUCGAAGGACGUGCCGGAAUUCUGGUUCAUUUUCUUCCCGGAAACACUGUUGCUGCCACGGAAAGGAAGGAGGAAGCUUCCACACACCAUGUACCGCUGGGGAAGCUGGUGGUGCGAAGGAAAUGCGUAGCAACCAAGAUGCAGGACAGAUAGUUUUGUUUUUUUGUUGCAAUGGCUACUUAAGACAAGUCAAGACAGCGAACCCAGUAACCCCCUCGCUGGCAGGGGCACAAAGGCUCCUCCUGCAAAAGAAAAACACAACCAGCACGGAAUGCUUCUCAAGUAAGGGGUCCGUUCGUGGAAGGUGAAAAACGCUUCAUAGAAAAAGGACACAACCGUACAGCGGCAGAAGUUGUUACCUUGUUCAACGUGCAGCAUUGAUUUUUCCGUUACUGUUUUUUUGUUUUGUUUUGUUUUAGGUGAUUUCCGUACGAAAUUUGCUUCCCCGGUCUGCAAACCGAAGACGUACGUACUAAAAAAACAGUGCCAAAAAACCCCCGUACAGGAAAAUGUAGUCGUGUCCCUUCUUUUGCAUUUGUGCAUGCCUACUUUGUGAAAGAAAACAAAAAAGAGCGGGCGAACGAACGGGUGGCCGGGUAGUAAGACGAGUGCAAUUGCAAAAGUGCAAUAACCCAACGGUGGUGCUGCUGCUGCACUGCAUACUGAAUACACAGGCACUGGUUGGUUAUGCAUUUUACGAGCCGGAAAGGAAGUAGAAUUGAAGUGAAUCACAAAGAUGUAAUGCUGGAGGCAGCGGUAGCGAAGACGGUGAUGAUUUGCUGGUGAAGUGUGUGCAUGGUGAGCCUUUGUUUGGGUGUUAGUUUCUGUGGACGGAAGUUUCGGUUAGUUUUAUUUUUAAGAAAAAAGGAUUUUAAAGUGUUUGAAGGAAAAAGGGGAGUAAGAAUGGAUUUGUUGUGUAAGGAGUAGUUAAUACGUAAGGAGUACGCAACGAACGCAGAGACACAGGUGUGCGUGAGAGCCUAGUGAACCAAGAGCCCAAGAGCCCAGGCUUGCUGCGAUUUAGUCCGUGCUGUGCAUUGUACAUUGGAACGAGCUACGCCAUGGAAACGCUGGCAGAAACGAGCCUUCCGUCGGGGCUGCGGCGCACGGAACCGUCCUCGCUGAUACCGACCUCGCCCGAGGGUGAACAGUCGCCCCAGAACAGCGGUUCGAUGCUGGCCAACAUCAUCGGCACCAGCCCGGGCGGUAGUAGCGGUCCGCACCACCACCACCAUCUGCUCGAAGAUCACUCCCAGUCGUCCCAGGAGGAUGGCAGCGGCAGUGUGCUCAGUCCCGGGCCGCAUGCCGAACCGGAAGAGACGAUCGAGAAUAUCGAAAAGGAGCUGAGCGAAUCGUGCGCCGAUACCGACUCACAGCCGGCGCUAGAAGCGGGCCACGGGAAGCGCAGUGGCGGGCAGGGCGCUGCCUCCACGUCGGCGGCGGUGGCGGUGGCAGCGGCAGCUGGUGGGAAGGAACAGUCGACCGGUCAGACGCCGUCCGUGUCGAACGGUGCCAGCUUACCGAGGGUGGCCCCGAGUGGUGGCAAGCCGAAGGCGAUGCGUGACUUCGACCGGAAGAUGAACAAAUCGCGGGGGCGACCGAAACGCAAAGCAAUGGUGGCCAUGUAUCAAAGUCAGAUAAGUGAAAACAAAAUCGGAAUUAAGCUGUGUAUAAAGAAAGCAUCUGAUGCGACAGUACAACCAAAGAAACCGAUCCGCAAGCGUGCCCGUAAACCCAGGAGCCUUAACGAGGAUAGCUCGGACGAGACGUCGCCGGAGAAGCGCAACCGGCGGACCGAGAAGCCGAGGCCGAAGAAAACGAACAACAACACCGAGAAGCGGAGCGCGGAGGAAGCGUACACACCGCCCAAGGAUCAGAGCGUCUGGGCGAACGGGCUGCCCGAGUCGGUGCUGUAUACGAUUUUCAAAAACGCCGUCCAGGAGGAGGGCUGCCUACCGACGCUGAUCCGCCUGUCGGAGGUGUGCACGGCCUGGUACAAGGUGUCGCAGCAGUGCUCCCUGUGGCGCACCGUCGAUCUUGGCACGUGGGGCAGGGAUCGGUUUAAGACGGAACCGCGGCUAAAGUGGCUGAUCGAGAACCGGCUUCAGCAUGCGACCGAAGUCGGGCUGGCAAACUGGAAGGUGACGAACGUGCAGUGCGUGCUGGACAAGCUGCUGGAGGCGGCGCCCGGGCUGACCACCAUUUCGCUCGCCGGCUGGAAGGCGCUCUCCACCGACCAUCUGAUGUUUUUGGUGCAAAACUUUAAAAGCCUCCGCAAUCUCGACCUCAGCUCCGUCAAUGCUGAAGUGAACGCCAACAAGACGGCCGUCGGUCAGACGUCCCUGUGCAAUGCCAUCAAGGAAAUGGGCAGCCGGCUUACCCACCUGCAUCUGGCCCACAAUCGGCUCAGCGGCAUACCGCAGAUCGUGAAAGCCCUCGCGACGCACUGUCCGAAUCUGCUACUGCUGGAUCUGUCCAACGUCAACACGGUGGCCAUGUCGCACGGCAUACUGCACAUCGAGCAGCUGCAGCACGGCUGCCAGAAGCUGAAGGUGCUCCGGAUAACCAACUCGCACAUCAACCUCAGCACGGCCUCGCUGCAGGAGCAGAUGGAAUCGCCCGGCUUUCCCGAGCUGGAGGAGCUGUCCGUGGCGUCGCUCGCGGACGAGGCGCGCCUCUUUAACGACGAGUUUCUGCAGCGCAUUCUGAAAACCAGUACAAAGCUAACGCUGCUAGACGUGCGCGGUUGCGCGCGCCUAACGCACGACAGCCUGAUCCGGCUGCCGACCUGGGACUUGAAGCAUCUCUUCCUGUCCGGCUGCUCGAUUAACCGCGACAUGGGUGCCGGGCUGGAGCUGAUCGCGUCGAAAUGGGCGCACAGCUUGAUCGAGUUCGAUCUGGCGUGGGCAAGCGCUACCAAACCGCUGGACGAUGCGCUGAAAGCACUCGCGGACAAGGGUUCCGAAUCGCCAUUGAAGUACCUCAAUCUAUGUGGAUCGUCGGUUUCGCUAGAGGCAGUGAAGGAGGUGCUCGCCAACUGUCCGCACAUUAACGCCAUCAAUCUCGCCUCGUGCCGGGGGCUGCCGCGGGGCGUCAAGCGACUGCUGCAGGGCGCACAGGAGAUUGCCGAGCUGCGGGAAAACUUGGGCGUUACGCUUAAGUGUACCCCCGGGGCGCAAUCGGCGCUCGCCCCCUCCUCUCCCACAGACACCUAAGCGUCCUUUUUUCCCCUGCUCCUCGUUUGUGCGAUCUGUUUACCGGCACCCUGAGCGAAUCACCUUUCCGUGCACAUAGAAUACGUUGUAAAGUAAGUUCGAUGGUGUGUGUGAUAAGCAGCAGCAGCUCCAGCGUGUGCGCGCGACUCGGAUCAAAUUAUGGUGGCAUUAUAUCAGUGAGUGUGUGUGUGUGGGUGUGUCUCUGGCGGAGACAGCAGUUGCCCGUUUUGCGGUUUUGUGCGGUGGGAGGCAAUCGUUUCCCUCCCAUUGUUGGCAUUUUUGUAACAUAUUUAUAUUGCAGGUGGCUAUCGAAGCACCAUUUGUUUGUAAUUAGUUGCGCAGUGCGCAUAGCCAGUGGUGGAUAGAACGGGGUGGCUUAAUAUUUUCACUAGUUGUAGUACACUCCGCUUCGCCGCUACCAUCGGUGUGCACACACAUCCGAUGCGUUGAAUCGAAGGUGGUGUGUACAGCGUGUACAGUGUAAUGCUUCAUCAAACCUCUAGCUAUCAAAAGACAAACUAAAAAGCGUGUUAAACUUUGCUACCUUUUUUUCUGUACCGUAGUGCUGCACUCGUGUGUGCGCUUCUAGUAAGUUGUAGCAAGUUUGAAGGAAUUCGUGCAAUGCCCCAGAACUCUUUCGCGGCUUUUCUCCCUCACCCGCUUUACACAAAUUUAAGCAGCAACAGGUGUACCUUUAUCGUUUUUUUUAUACCAGUAGAACCUAUACAGAGUGGCAGGCAACACACAAGCUCACAAGCUCACAAGCUAUUUGCUAUUAUGCGCUACAAAAUUUACAAACGCUCAAAACGAUCUCAAAUCUCAACCAGAGACCAGCUGAUCUUAUCAACUGAUCUUAUUUACCUGUUGGAUGGAUUUUACUUUUUCUUUUAAACAAAUUUAGGCUUGUUGUAUUGUUGUACAUCAUCUGGUAGGAAAACAAAACUGAUUCUAAACAAAAAAGCUAACAUAAUAUGCAACAGGGAAACAGACAAAAAACCAGUGUAGAUUUGCAGGGACGAGAUAGGAGAAUUUGGAAGAGUUUCCGUGCUAGAUCGGAAUCGUUUUUAUGGACGUCCCUCUCUCCCUCUUUCGCUUCUUCCUUUGACAAACAGAAAUGCAUUUUAUACGCGCUCGCAGCUUGUAAAUUACGUCCUUUUGCGUGGGUCCCCUUUCGCGAUCCUUCACGAAGUGAGAGUGUAGCAAUUUUGGGUUGAUAAUUAGCAGCAAACGGUUUUUUUGCUUUUAUUUUUAAAGCUGCGGUAUCAUUGAUCUCCACCAUGUGAAGCUUAAAUCAUUAUGGAUUUAUUUAGCUCUACAAGGAAUCUCAACCAAGUAUUAGAAACUUUAGAAAUUUGGCAAUUUAGUGCAAUGUUUGGAUUUUAGUUAAAACAAAAAUUAUUUUAAAUUCUUUUAACGUCAUUUUUGUUGGUUUUUAAAGUACAAAAAGCGUCAUUGUGUGAAAUGUUUUAUCAAUAUUUUUCAAUCAAUACUAUACUAUACUAUACAGGGUUUUCCAGGGGUUCUCAUAGUUGUGGGACACUUCCUUGACUCUUUCCUACUGGAAGUGAACUUCAUAUGUUGGAAAUUGGACUCUAUUGGGAUUGCACCAUUUUCGGACAGGCUCCUUGGAAAUUUCAAUUGGAUUUGUCCAACAAGGGUGCUAUAGAGUCCAAUUCCCAUUACAAAAAGCUCAUUUCGCGCUAGAAAGAGUUCAUUAAGUGUCCCACGGCUAUGAGAACUCGUGGAAAACCCUGUAAUGUAUGAUGCACCUCAAAAUAUUGCGUUAUUUAGUUACAUUUUGUGCGCAAAAUUCAAUCAUUUUGCUUACAAUUGUAGCAGAAUGUCAGUGUUUUUUUUAACGUAUAAAUCAGAAUUAAACCCCUGGGUGUGAUAAUGUAUUACCUGUAACUCAACUCAACCAUUCCUGGCCAACGCGACCCUGUGCUGCUGUACCUCUCACAUCAUACCCGUGUUGUUUGCUUUUGAUUUUUGCUCUCCAACCCGCGUAUCUUCUCACACACUUCGUGAAGGAUUCGAAAUGACCACGAACGCAUAGAAAGGGUUUUUGUUUUGUGUUUUUUUUUUUUUAAGUUAAUCAAUGUUGCAAUAAUGAUUUGUUUUCGGAACCGAUUAAUUAGUAACAAAUAGUGGCCGUCGGCAGCGUCCCAAUUUUCUGUUACACCAUUCUGUGCGUAAAUAUCAGUUAACAAACAUAUUCACGGAAGAGAAAGGGAGAUAGACUAAAACAAAAAAAAAGAAACAGUUUCUUUAACAUAGAAGUAAUGGUAGAAGCAUAAGUAUAGUAAAACUCUGCUGUAUCGAGGCGCCUAGUGUGGUAAGAGCAUGAGGUAAGAAUGGAUAAGUAAGGCAUAUUCAAUUGUUAUUACAAAGUGAUUGUAGUAUUCAUCUUGAAGUUAAACAGUGGGCACAAAACGGUCAAGUGAUUUUGUGUGUAUGUGUGAACGAGAGAGUGAUUGUGUGUGUGUGUCUGAGAAAAAUAUAAAAACAAAAUGAUAAGAAUAGGAAGAAAAUCUUUCAAAUAAUGGUUAAGGAUGGGUGGGAGAGUUGAAAGAGGAUUUUUUUUCUCACAAAAAUGAAGCAAAAUUCAGUUAUAAUCACUUUCCCACAAGUGCUAAGCAACAUGAAUGAAGAUAGCAAAGAGAAGGGAGCGAUGAACUGGGGCAGGACAAAAGGCCGCGUGAAGGAACGGGAACUCCUUCCGCCUCAAAUUUCCCCUUUUCGUUGCGAUACAAAAAAUGACAAAAAUACGUAGAAAAACAACCAAGAGAGAGAGAGAGAGUGUAGAGAGUGUAGCUAAAGGAAAACAAAAGAAGAAAAACAAAUUAUUACCCUCAUCCCAGUUUUGAAUCGUCAUCAUCAUCACCCCCUCCAUCCCCACACACCACCCACACACUGUCCGACGCGGGGUCAACGUUUACAAAGAGAAACCAGGUUCGCACACCGCCGUCGUUAACGUUGUAAUUUAUUUUGUUGGCUGCAGCUAGGCAGCAUUAUUGUAGCAGUGUAAGGUAUUUGAAAUAGUAAGUGCUAAAAAGCUAAGCGAAGUGAAAACAGUAAGCAACAAACAAACUAAACAAACAAAACAAAACAAAACAAAAAGGAAACGAACGAAAAGGAUCAACAGAGGAUUUCUUUGUUAGCAAUGUGUGUUUUGCUGUUGAGAGGAGUGAAAAAGAAACAAACCAGCAAAAAGGAAGAGGAAAAUGAAUGAAAACAGUAAGCAAAGUGUGGUGGAAAUACAAAAAACAAGAAACACACACACACAUACAUGGCACAAGUGCUGAAAGAAGCAAUUUAAACACGUUUUAGUUGACAAAAUGAAACACACAAACACACACACUGGAGCAAAUAUUAAAACAAAGGAAGGUAAAAAUAGAAGAAGAAAAAAAACUAUUUUAUAAAUCAUUUCCCCUUCCGGUAAUGGUAAUAAGCAAACAAACAAACAAACAAACAAACAAAUCCCACUUACAAAGUGUGCGUUCGUGUGUGUGCGUGUGGAAAGUUGUCUAAUUAGUAGGAAGAAAGUGCAAAGGCAGCCCAGCAGGGAAGGUAAAUUGCGAGAAAAUUAUUAUUAUUAUUAUUACUAUUCUUAAUAAGAUUAUUAUUAUUAUUAUCGCUAUGAUAAUUAUUAGUAUAGUUUCGUUUUAGACUUAUUGGAAAAAAAUAUAUUAUUGAAUAAAUGUGUUUUAUACAAAGUGAAA